GGUCGGCAGCUAGAAUUUAAAACGUACCUUUAUAGUCUGGGUUAGGCUAUAUUUUAGUAUAGAAAAAACUUUUUUUUCACUUAAAUAGAACCUCCUUUUUUCAAUGAAAAAAUCUCUGGGAUUUUUUUGGCGCGAAUUUUUAUAUAAUCUGUUGACUGAAUUUUUGACAGAAGUGGUAAACGUCAAGUAAAAAUUGUUUUUUUUUUAAAUAAUUUGAGUUUUUUUUGGUUUUCAUUUUUGUCAAAGAUAUUUUUAAUGGAUUAUAAAUAAAAAAUGAUAGGAUUGAAAUUCAUUUGGUUAUAUUACAGAAAUGUUUUUUUAAUUAAAUCAUCAUCAUCUGCAUAGCUUUUUCCCAACUAUGUUGGUGUCGGCUUCCAUUCUAACCGGAUGCAGCUGAGUACCAGUGCUUUACAAAGUGACUGCCUAUUUGGCCUACUAACCCAGUUACCCGGGCCACCUCUUGAUUUGUUAACUGGUUAAUUACAUUUAAUAUUUCAAAUAAUAUAAAUUAAAACCAGUGUUUAACAAAAAUAUCAAAAUUAAUUCCUAUUUUAUUGUUCUUUUUUCUUAAAAUUGAAGUUUUUAAAAACAUUUUCAAUUGUAAAAAAGAUUUUUGUAAUAUAACAAACAACAAUAAAUUUCAGUCUAAACGCAAUGUAAUUUUGAUUUCUGAAAGUAGUGGAAAUUUUAAAUUUCAAGAGAAAAUAAAAUUUAAACUGCUUAUUUCUGAAUAGUUUUAGCGAGUCGUUUAAAACAAAAUUGAUCUUUUCAAAACUUGAUUUUUCAAAAAGUUUUGACACAUUUUGAUAUGCGACCCCAAAUCAUUAUUUGAUUUGCACUGAAUGAAAAAAAAAUCACAAAGCUUUUUGAAAUGUCAAGUUUUGAAAAAAUCCGUGGUUAGUUUUUUUUUUUUACUUGUAAAAAAAGGUUUAAUUUUAACUCUUUAAUGUUUUAUGUUUAACAGGGAUUCUUGUAGUUUUUCAUAAAUGACGGGUUUUUAAAACCGAUUUUUUCAAUAAUAUUUAUAUUGACUAAAUUCAUAAGUAUAGAAAAACUAAUACUCUCGCGUCCCGAGAUCACUGCUUCCCGUCCCCGGAUAAAAAGAAGCCUAUAUGUUAUUCUGUUAUAUAAGCUAUAUAAUAUUACUAUCAAGUUUCAUCAAUAUGAAACUUAUAGUUUUUGCGUGUCAGAUGCACAAACAUCCGUACAUACAAACUUACGCGGUUAUAAUAUUAGUAGAAUAUAAAGGCUGUUUCGUGGCGUUUCCCCCACGUUUUUAAGACACAAUUUCCUGUCCUGGAUAAAAUAUAACCUGGCUUUCUGUAAAGAUAAUAAUUUAUAUUAUUCUUUCAUACUCUUCUAUCUGCCGUCAUCUCACAAGUAACACUUGCCAUGCAUCCAUCGUUUCUUUGGUCGUCCCGUGCAGAACAAAAUGACUAGCGGAGAUGUCAUAACGCAAAAUCUCUUAAGAAAUUAGCGCGACAACAUGCGGGGCGAGGGACGAGGAACGUUACUAGCUCCGCCCUUAUUCUUCCUUGGACCCGCCCAUUUUUUUUGUAACACCAAAAAUCGUUGGCAAAUGUCUCAAAGACCCAAAACCCCUAGUUAAUUUACCAGUAACUGAUCGUUUUGGUCAUGCCAGUCGUACUUGAGCUAGAAGAAGGCGUCUGACCUACCUACAUUAUCGCAUCUCCGCUCAUUUUUCAAUGCUUACAGUUUUUUUUUAAUAUUUAUGAAUUCAGUCAAAUUGUAAGGUUUUUCAAGCGUCAAAAAGUUAGUCUUAAAAUGAAAAUUUGGUUUUUAGUUAUUAUUAUUUUCUUUUGUUAAUUCUAGUGAUUAAAUCUCGGUUAGUAUUUUUUUCAAUAGUUUUUGUUGGUGUGUAACCUUAAAGUUAAUAUUUUUUUAAUAUUUGGGGUGUCUCAUAUUUUUAUAUUUUUUGGCAAAUAUCAAUGAGAUGAAAUUUCUCUCUUAAAACAUGCAAUAAUGCAUGUACUUUAUAUCGCCCAAAAAUUUCGUCAAAUUACCUUAUGGUAAUCAAUGUAAUCGGUAACCGUAAAAAACGGUAAUCGUAAUCGUCAAGUCUCUUUUAAGAUUACACACCAAUUAAACAAUAUUAGUGCAUUAAAAAAUAUUAUUUGUUAUUACAUUAUAUACGCCUAUGUCCCCAAGUAAGGAUUUUUAAAAAUAUAUUUAGGACAGACGCACACUAAAUGAUUUGUUGUCUAAAUUUUAACGUGCCGUCUGUAUAGGUUAAUGCGCGAGAAAUAAUUCUGAGAAAAUGAAAAACCUAUUAAAAGAGAAGGUACUACUUCCCGCACCCGGAUAAAAUGUAGCCUGUGCCACUCGCAAAUAACGUGGCUUUCUAUUGGUAAAAUAAUUUUCAAAAUCUGUUCAGCAGAAACAGGCAUAUAAACGUCACAAACUCGCAAAGUUUACCCUCUUAUAUUAGAAUAGAUUAGCGCUUUUAAGUAUUGCUAAAAGCGGUAGUCAUUUGAAGCAACUGUCAUAUUUGACAGCGCCUGUCUGAUUUUGACAGCACCUGUCACGAGUUUUGUCAGAAUUAUUUUUUGCCGCCUUUUAGUUGUUUGACAUUAAGAAGAACCCAAUAUAAUAAAUGAAUGAAGUUUUUUUUUCUUUUAAUUAGUCUCAACAUUAUUAUAUUAAUUAUGUUUAAUGAUUACUAGUUUUUAUUACUGAUGUUUGUGGUGGAUUUUGAAAAUUUUUAACAUAGUUCAACCGUUUUUUUUUUCUUAUCAUUUGUCUAGCCUUUUCCCAACUAUGUUGGGGUCGGCUUCCAGUCUAACCGUAUGCAGCUGAGUACCAGUGUUUUAAAGGAGCAACUGCCUAUUUGACCUUCUCAAACUCUGAUUUUUUGAAUUGCCAAAUUAUUUUGACCAACCAUUUAAAAGCAAGAAAAAAAUCAAGACAACCGACUGUUUGCUUUUUGACAUCUUAAUAAAGUAUGACCAAAACAGCCAGUGUCAUGUUGUGAGGCUGUCAAAAAGUGACGUCGGCUGUCAUUUGUUUGCGCCAAAUAAGUUUGCAUGUCAAAGUUAAAUCAUUUUAUUUCAUUUAGGCCUUUUCAAGAAGUUGGCUACUAUUGACUCCUCAAUAGUAAAAAAAAAAUAUAUGAACGCAAUCCGAGGCGUUAAAUAGCUACCUUCAGGUAGGCAAAUUUAUUUGGUGCGGAUAGUAAAAUACUUCAGUAAUUUAAGCCAAUUUUUAAGCGUGAUAUAGAUAAAAAAUAUUCUCAGAUUUUUUUUUGAAUCUGUGAAUUAAAAAUAUUGUAAUCUUUUUAUAUUUUUCGCGCGAUAACAGAGGUUUAGUUUGUUACUCUAGUAUUUUAUUUUUGUUUAUGGUCGGUCAAGGUAUUUGGUAUCAUCUCUCGAGCCUUUUCCCAACUAUGUCGGGGUCGGCUUCCAGUCUAACCGGAUGUAUCUGAGUACCAGUGUGCCACAAGGAGCGACUGCCUAUCUGAUCUAUACAUAGAUAUGGUAAAUACAGCGUUAUUUUGGCAGUAUAAGACCUUUUUUGCCCAUUUUUCAAAGGACAUUUCAAACUGUAGUUUGAUAUUCAAGUCUAUAUUUCAAUGAAAAAUCACCUAAAUAAAAAAUAGUACAAAACAAAUCAAAAAAAGGAAAUUUUCAAAAUCUACUACGAACACUAAAAAAAAUAUUGCUAUAUUAUAUUGGAGCAAAAAAGGCCAUAAGCAAUGGGAAAUUGUAAAAAAAUAAUAAAAAUCAAAAAUUAGAGUGUAAUACAUGUUUUGUCAAUUUUAUAUUAUAUAAAAAGUAAGUUACUGAUUUUCGAAAAAGGCCAUAUUUUUUUUUCUCGAGAAAACUCAGAUUAUUUUGAUUUUUUGUAGAUUUUAGCUUAUAAUCGAAGGUUUUUGAAAAAAAAAUUGCCUUUUUUGAAAAUUGGGUAAGUCUUGAUUCUGCCGGUUCACCUUUUAAUGAUAGCGUGUUAAUAUGAAAAUACAUACAAAAAUUAUGUUAAAAUAAAAGUAUUAAAAUUUUAUAGUAACUGAAAACUCUUCGCGUGGUCUGAAAUAUAUAUUUCAGUCUAGGGUGUUCUAAGCAAUAAUUGUAGAAAAUAGACGUGCGACUUUGCGAUUUUUUUGUCGCGAACUUUUGAAGUCGGUGUCUCAAUCAUCAGGUAACGUCAGUUUGACAGUGUCAAGAAAAAUGACAUAUAUUGUUAGUCGUCUGAUUAUUGAAAUAUCGGCUCUUUCUUAUCCACAUUUUUUCAGAGGAAUAGGAAUCUCACACUGUGUUAGAAUAUUUGUACAAAAAAUAAGAGUUUGAAAGCACUAUAACAUUACAAAAUUAAGUCCCAUACAUAAGUGAUAUGUCACAAAUAAGUAUGUCUUUAAAGCACGACUUUCGCUGUCACACGAUUUACAUCUAUUCCCAAUAUUCGAUCCGUCGGUUGAUUUGAUAACUAGAGAUAGAAUUUUGAUAUGAACCUCAUACGAGUUAUGUCAAAUUUCUAUCUCUCAACGGGCAGAUAUUAUAUUGGGAAUGGCCCUUAGUCGCAAAGUCGCAUGUCUGUAUCAGUUCUUUUCGUUGAUAAACUUGUACUCUGUCACUACCAAUUUUGGAUAGCGUAUAGAAUACAGCUUGCUAUUGAUCCGAAAGUGCCUAAAUUUAAAACGAAAAUUGUCAGAGCUCCUUUUUAAUGGUAUAUUAUAUACUUAUUAUGAAAAAAAAAAAAAAAACAGUUAUAGCAUAAUCUAUGUUAAGGUCUGCAUUUAUUAUUCAUUGCGUCAUUUAUUUUAAUGAAAAACAGUAAAAAAAUAUGUUUAAAAUUUUGCCGCUAUGACGUGCAAAAUUUUUUUCAGUGCUAACACUGAAAAUAGUUGGAAGUGUGACCAGUGUAGGUAUUUAUGUCUGACACUAGUCGCAGUUUCUAAAAAUUGUUCCCUUAGUAAAGGGAUUUUAUACUCUUGUGUUCUCUCCGGUGGUGUCGGAUUGUCGUCCCAUCGCGCUGUGAGAGUGAAGGAAUAGUGAGUGCACCUGUGUCCACGCAAAUGUGCCUGCACUAUAAUAUGUCCUGCGUAGCUGGCUGAUCUUAUAUGAGAACAGCCGCCGUGGCUGACGGUCUGUUUUUUAACAUAAAUGACGUCAUUAAUAAUGAGUGCAGUUGAAAAUUGUAAAUUAAAUGUAAAUUUUGACAUAUUAUUAUAGAUUACGCAUGUUGUAGAUUGCUAGAAUAUAACGUUAAUAUCACAAUACAAAAUAAAAAUUAAAUAAAAAUAAAAAUGUUUAGUGAAUUUAAAUAUAAUGGUAAUGUGAAAAUCUGUAUGUUUGUUUUAUUUAUUUAUUUAACAGUUUAUGUACACACACAUAAUACAGACAAGAAGAAAAAUAGAACAGAUAGUACAAAGGCACAGCUUAUUUUAUAAGAAAUCUCUUCCAGCUGGCCCGUUAUGAGAGAGAGAAUAGAAAGAGUUGCAGAUAGAGUGCGUAAAAAGAAAGAAAGCUAUAACUAAAAUACAAUAAUCACUAACUUAACCUAAAUAUAUAUAGGUAUAUAAAAUAAAUAUCAAAAUAUAUAUACGUAUAAAAAUAUAUAAAUACUAUAAGCAUCUAUGAUGGUAAGGAAAGAUAGUGUUCCUUCAACUUACGUUUAUAUAAAACAACAGUCUGGCAGCUCCUCAGCUCAGGCGGCAACUUAUUCCACAGCCGUACAGCGUGCACGGUGAAGGAGUAGGAAUAGAAAUCACUGGAGUGGGAAGGGAUUUUAAGUAGGGAUUUGAGAUGAGUCCUGCAGGACGCAUCAGGUGAGCGGAGAAAGGAGAAACGUUCCCGCAGGUAUGAAGGUGAUUUGGGAUUGAAGAGGAUAUUAAAUAGAAGACACAAAAUGCGGGUGUUCCUGCGAAGACGAAUAGGGAGCCACUUGAGAUCCUUGCGAAAUUGUGAAACAUGAUCAUACUUUUUAAGAUUGAAGACAAAACGAAUACAAAGAUUUUGCAAGCGCUCAAGUUUAUUUAACAGCGCCUCUGUGGCAUCCAGAUAGCAGGCAUCGGCGUAUUCUAUAAUGGGUUGGAUGAGAGUCUGAGCAAGUGAUAUUUUGGUUUUCAAGGGCAAAAAGUGUUGAAGACAUUUCAGCGUAUGAAAAGUGUAGUGAACUUUGCGAACUUUCAGCCCAGGUCAAUGAAGUUAUCAUUGACCUGGGCUGACCACGAUAAGUUAGAAUCUAGAAUGACACCCAAGUUUUUCGCUGUAAUGUAAAUUUUUAUUGUAUCUGCCUAACUUUCGCCAAAUUAUCAUCCGUCUAGCCUUUUUCCAACUAUAUUGGGGUCGGCUUCCAGUCUAACCAGAUGCAGCUGAGUACCAGUGUUUUACAAGGAGUGACUGCCCUAUCUGAACUCCUCAACCCAGUUACCCGGGCAACCUCCGUACGCUGUAUAGUAGCUACGUCGUAGCGUAGAAGAGACUACGCCGUAGCAUAGAAGAGACUACGCCGUAGCAGUUGGUACAAGUAUGUGCGUAGUGCUUUCUUUGGGCACAUCGAUAUGAAGUAGUAGUAUCGAUAUAAGAGUUUGUACAUAAGUAUCCGUUCAGAUAGACCGGGUCGGAGAGCAUCGGCGCGCAUUUUUCUUUUCACACAGGCCGGAGCGGAUCGGCUGCGCGAGUAUUAACGAGCAUGCAAACGGAGCCAAACGUCAAGAAAAAAUACACGAUCGGAGCCGUUCGGCUCCUCUUAUUAUUUCACACCGAGCGCAUUCGAGCAUUCUCAAUGACAAAAGCAGUGCGCAUUCAAAAAUAAACCUUACUUCAAAUACUAAGUACUCAAUUUUCAACAUGUUAAGAAUUUGCUCUGUUUUCCGAGUCGGUCUGUCUGAACGGACCCUAAGACGACUACGCCGUAGUAUGAUAUAAAACUAUUCCUUCUGGUGUCAUCUUUGACUGAGACGAGACAAGCUAAACUAAGCGCAAAAGUUACCGAUAUAUUAUCGAAGCAUGAUUCCAAUAUCAAAUUAAUCUGCGAAAAAGACAAAUUGCCGACACAAAAAAUUACAACAUUUUCUUCAGCAACAUUACACGCUCAUUCAUUCAUUCACGAAUGAACUAAAUCAGUAGGUACAUUCACUCAAAUAUCGAUUAUCCUACUGCGCAGACUCGGUGCUCAUAAAUACAUUAUAUAGUUCGUGACACGUCUAGACGAACAUACAUACAAUUUUAUACCGAAAAAAAUAGUCAAAAAAUAGUCAAAAAAUACCAAAAAAAUAAAAAUAAAACGCGCGAAAAAUUAGUAGUAAAAAGAACGCGAUAGAAAUUUUUCAUCUGUGUUAAAAAUGUCGGUUUGCAAGCCGUGAUAGAAUAACCCAUAAAAAACAUAGAAAAAGGAGAUUUUUCUUAGAAAAAUAAUAAUAAUUUGGUGGAAUUUCGUAUUGUGGGGUUUUUGAAAAUAGUUAAAACGGCUUCUUUAAAGGAUAUUGGUUAUUUUAAACAAAUGUAUAGCACGGCUCAUGCCGUCCAAAAAAGUGCGUUUAAAUUAGAGUGUACGGAAUCGGAAGACCAUUUUAAUUGUAUAUCUUUGCCUCCCGAUAUAAAGCAAUGUCGCUGCCCCGAGAAUUCCAUUUUAGUCAGGAGUUGUCGAAGCUGGAGACUCAGGUUCUCGGCACUUCGGCACCACCGACGUCAACCGCUCUGUCCUGCUCCAUCGACCUACCCACUGAUGUCAUCUCUGAGGCUAUCCUGUCCCCGGACAAGGCAGGCUCUCUCAUGUCGGUGCAGUCAGCGCCCCCGGAGCAGAGAGAGCCGCCCCCGGAGCAGAGAGAGCGCCCCGCCAGCCUGCUGCUCGAACUGCCAUUAGCCACGCAAGUAGGAGCUUACCUAUCAGCGAUGUCGCCAACGGAGCAAGAGGAGGACUCGCUGCUGACGCUCUCGUCGGUGACGGCGCGACCUCUGUUGGCCGCCUCCAGGAAACUGCGGCCACCUCCCGACUCCUCCGCUGAAAGCACAGCCCCGCCGGACGGUGGCUACGGCUGGGUGGUGGUCUUCGGAGCUUUCAUGGUGCAGUUCUGGGUAGCUGGUCUCUUCAAGUCUUAUGGAGUUCUGUACGUGGAGAUAAUGGAAACGUUCCCCGAUUCCUCCGAGUCGGUGGCCUCUUGGAUACCGGCUGCGCUGUCUACAUUGUGUCUGGCUUUGGCGCCGCUAUCAUCAGCUCUAUGUGAGAAAUACUCGUGUCGCGUGGUUGUGUUCAUCGGAGGCGUGUUCUGCGCUACUGGUCUAGCUCUGUCGUACUUCAGCACUGGCCUGCUGCAUCUGCUGCUUAGCUUCGGAGUCAUGACUGGUAUUGGUGGAGGAUUAUCGACAACUCCUGGGAUUGUUAUCGUGUCCCAAUACUUCGAUAAACACAGGGCAUUGGCAAACGGUAUAUGUGUGAGCGGGACGGCGGCUGGUAGCUUCGUGUUUCCUAUGCUGAUUGAGAAACUGGUGGAUAUGUAUGGAUUGCAUGGCACUGUUUUAUUAUUGGGAGGAGGCAUGCUCCACGUCUGCGUAUCAGCAACACUCUACCGUCCAGCACCAGUGAGCUUCAACACCAUCUCCCUGGCUGACAGGACACCAGCUACCACCACCACUACUGAGAAUACCACGCUGCUGCAUAAUAUACAGGAAGGCAUCAUGUUCAAAUCCGACUCCACGAAAGACAAUAGACUGGAAAGCCUGUUCCACACGGAGACAGAGCUGACUCUCAACCAAAAGAACCUACUCCUCAAUGAGGAGAUGAAGAGGAACAACCUGGUGACGGAGAUUAUGCAUCCUAGUUUAAUUGAGGUCGCUCGUCAACAAAUGCAGUCGCAGCAUUCAGAUUCUGAAGAUUCCGAAGGUUUAGAUGUUCUAGGAGUAGUUGGUUUACCCAAAGACGUAGCGCGUCUCCGCCUGCGUCCCACCAGAUCGUCUUCAAUUCUCCAUUCAGUUGAAGACCUGUCUACUGACAGUACUUGUGUUUAUAAGGCGAGACGGAAUCUGAGCAGCAAAUCCCUCUACAUUCGACCACCACCCAGUCGAUUAAUACCCAGCAAGUUAGCCGAGCCAAUCGUGAUCAAACCUGUUGAGAUACAGAAGGAAGAUGAAGUGCAGGUCGAGACGAAGACUGGAUGCGUUGAUAAGAUAUCUAGGUAUCUAGACGUGUCGCUGCUGCGGUCGUGGCGUUUCGGUGUGCUGUGCGCGUCUGUGGCGUUGAUGUCGUGUGGCUCGCCCUACGCGCUGUAUUAUCUGCCGGCUUAUACUGUCGCUGCGGGGCAUAGUAAAUCUGCUGCAGGUCAUCUAGUAGCUAUCAGCGCUGUGCUGGAUCUCUGUGGGCGAUUGGGACUCGGCUAUCUUUGUGAUCUGCACCUAUUUUGUAGAAGAAAAGCCUAUAUCGUCAGUAUCCUGGUAGCUGGUAUUGCUGUUCUGACUUUACCUAGCCUUAAAUCGUGGUGGGCACUCGCCAUCGCUUCAGGUGCAUACGGCCUCUGCCUAGGCUGCUGGUUCCUCCUCGUCCCGGUACUACUAGCAGACGCCUUCGGUACCGCUCGCAUCGCCUCGUCUUACGGGCUGGUGAGGAUGUUCCAGAGUCUAGCGGCCGUUUCUGUACCGCCUACUGCUGGCCUCCUACGUGAUGUGACCGGCGGUUACUCAUGGUGUUUCUACGGCAUGGGAUCCUGUAUGGUCCUAGGUUCGAUUCCCGUCAUAGCCUUCCACUUGAGCACCAAAAACGAAGACUCAGAUUCCUCCGUAGAUUGAAAACUCAAUCAAAAACUGUCUAGCAUAAGAAUUACAAGCGACAAUUCGCUUUUAAAUGUUGAAAAACAGUCGGGGGUCUGUAGAACUGUUGAAAAUGUUGUUAGGGUCAUUAAACUGUUCUAAGUGGGGUCUUGUUCUUGGUGUGGAUUUUUGGGGGUCAAAAAUUAUUGUUGGAGGUUUUUUUUUUGUAUUUUAACAGUGAUUGUAUGUAUGUGUCUAUCUGUGUAAUACCUAUAUACUUGGGUAUAUGUAAAUUUGAUUUAAAAGCCAAGAAAUGCAAUGUAGGUAGAUAAAAAUUGCGAAAAAAGAAAAGUUGAUGUUGAAAAUGGCUUAAAAUCUGGGUUUGUAGUUAUUACGACGAGUUACCACUAAAAUUGUGAUGUGAAAAAAUUUGUACUUGAUGUCGUGAGUCCACAGCUAGCAUGUGUUCGCGCGGCGGUUGCAGUGUCGCGGACAUGUUAGUAAUGUUCGCGCGCAAUGUGUUACUGUUUGCUACAGCGAGUACACCACGAGAUAUAUUUGUAUGGUGAUUGGUGGGACUUCGCAUUCAGAAAGGCAGGUUUUCAACCUAAAUACUUCUUUGUCCUAUCAUGUAGUUCCUAGUUUCAGCCUAUAUUGAAUUAUUUCGAACUAUACUCCAUUUCAGUACCUACUCACUUAUCUAAAGAGGAGCAAUCUUUAUUAGUUAACAUUUAAAAGCUCUGUAUAAAAAUAAAAUGCGGCUAAAAAUCAAUGUAAAUACAAUAAUAACAAUAUUUUAAGCAGUAGUUUAUUUUAUUUGUUUAAAAUCUAUGUUUUUGUAUAAAAAGUCCUAUCAAGAUUUUUUACUUUAAGUUAAGUGCCUUCUCAAUUGGAGUAUAGUUAGGAAGAAGGAAUUCAAUCUAUGGAGUUUCUAGUUCAUUCGUAAAUUGGUAUCAUUAUACAUAAUCAAUCUAGGUGUAUUUAAUGUGCAAAGAAAACUAACUACAACUACUUACCGCACCUGGGUAAAAAGUAGCUUAUGCCCUUUUUCAAGGUUUAGAAUAGUACCAUUUCAUUUAAAUUCAGUUUAGUAUUGACGUUAAAGCCAGACAGACAGAGUUACUUUCGCAUUUAUAAUAUUAGAAAGAAUUAUCAAAACAUGUGAAAUUUUUAAUUUAAUAUAACCACGAAUAUGCAUAAUUACAUAAUGACUAACUAACCCAUAUUUAUGAGGUAAACUGAGCAAAAAAAAAAUCUUUUAACUUCUCAACUAUAAAAAAUAACCUAAAAAACUUUUGGUAGUCACAAAAUGCUUGCAUAUUGAUGUAUGUGUCUGUGUGCGUUAUAUAUUAAAGAUUUUUACAUGUGUGUGAGUUGGAAAUUACACUAAAUUAUUAGUGUGAGAUUGUAAGCAAGAUUUCUUUUGUUUUAUUUUUAUUUUUGGCUAUGUUUCACCACUUGUCUGCAGAAAUUGUUAAUGUUUUUUUUUGUAUAGGGUGACUGGUAAUUAGUGAUCCUUAAAGACGUGAUUUGGACUUUGUUGUUCUGUUUACUUUGAUUAAACUAAUGAGAAUAACAUUAUAAAGUUUCUUUGGGAAAGUUGUUUAUAAUCAUGAGAAGAAUUAUGUGUUCAAGUUCUGUUACAGCCUUUUUAUCGUCCCACUGCUGAGCACAGGCCUCCUCUCACACGGAGAAGGAUUGAGCAUUAAUCACCACGCUUGCUCAAUGCGGGUUGGUGAUUUCAGACUAUAUAGUCCAAGUAUAGCUUACUAAUUACCAGUCACUUUAUAUUUAGAUGUUUUAUUACACGAAAGCGGUUGAAUCCUACUUAUGUGUGUGUUUACUUAUAUGACCCGUUUUCGAGAAAUAAAACAUCAUUUUAAGAAGUUAACUUUAAAGCAAGUACGUAACUGAUAUAUCGGGUGUGUCGUUCAUAAUCACAUUAAAUGAAAUGCGUUAAUAUACUGGUUAAUAUAUGUCGAUUAACACAAAGAUAAAAGAAAAAUACGUAA
Messenger RNA from Helicoverpa zea (corn earworm), 11710 nucleotides. RefSeq names its product monocarboxylate transporter 12 (gene Sln). Bases 7563 to 9737 code for a protein of 724 amino acids. The transcript is spliced from 19 exons. Gene Ontology annotation, molecular function: monocarboxylic acid transmembrane transporter activity. Gene Ontology annotation, biological process: monocarboxylic acid transport; transmembrane transport. NCBI's taxonomy places the organism in Eukaryota, Metazoa, Arthropoda, Insecta, Lepidoptera, Noctuidae. The record is from RefSeq and is a predicted model, not a curated record.